AUGUUGGGUCUCGCGGGAAGAAGGACUGCACUUGUCCGCUCUAAGAGCAUAGCUCCGGCCGUGUUGUCUGCACGCGCCAUUGCGGCCACGCAAUCGCCGAGCACGCAUCCCCGGGAUUUCCACUCAACGCCGACAAAUGCCGCAUUCCGGCCUACCUGGAUGCCCAUGCGCGUCAAGACGCCUUGGAUUGAUGCUUUGACAGCUAGUCGUGAGGCUGCCAAGGUUGCUGAGGAUGGUGAGCCUGCGGCGCCGAGUGUCAAGCCAGAUUUGACGCCAAAGAAAAUGUCGGAUAGCUAUUACAGUGCUAUUCUUCCGUUGGCUCAAGAUAAAUGGCUCUUGGAUCACUAUCUCAAUGCUAGUGGACACAUCCGACUUGGUUCAUUGCUGAUGGACCUCGAUGCCCUUGCUGGAGUCAUUGCGUACCGCCACACCGGCGAUGGUGUCAGCACCGUUACUGCUGCCGUGGAUCGUAUCACUAUCGAGCAUCCGCUGAUGGAGAUUUGCGAUCUCGAGCUUACUGGCCAGGUCUCGUAUGCCACGGGACGGUCCAGUAUGGAGGUUUCUUGCCAGGUGUCCAAGGUCCGCCCCGAGGGCGAGGCUGCUAAACCUGAGGAUGUUUUGAUAACCUGUGCUUUUACUAUGGUCUCACUUGAUCCGGCUACUAAGAAGCCGGUUCCCGUGGCACCUCUGCUCAUCGAGACGGAAGAGGAGCAGGCAAUCUUCAAGAAGGGCGAGGCAAACUCCAAAGCCAAAAAGGCCCUCCGCACCCGCAGUCUCCUAGAGAAAGCCCCCGAUAACGAGGAGAGUAAUCUGAUCCACUCAAUGUGGACAAAAGAGAUGUCCUAUCUCAACCCCCAAGUCCCCGCCGUUCGCCCCGAAAACCAAGUCUUCAUGAGUGACACCGUCCUCAAAUCCGCCAUGAUCAUGCAACCCCAAGACCGCAACCGCCACAAUUUCAUGAUCUUCGGUGGCUUCCUCUUAAAACAAUCCUUUGAGCUAGCCUUCUGCUGCGCUGCCUCCUUCGCGCACGCGCGACCUAACUUCCUCGCCCUCGACCCAUCAACAUUUGAGAACCCCGUUCCCGUCGGCAGCGUGCUGUACCUCCGCGCAACGGUGGCGUACACCGAGCCCGAAGAGCGCGAGGACGCGAGCAAAUUUACCCGCGUGCAAGUGCGCGUUGACUCUAAGGUCCGCGACGUUGAGCACGGUGGCACGAGGAAGUCGACUGGCAUGUUCAACUACACUUUCCUAGUUGAGAAGGAUGUGCAUGUUAUGCCGAAGAGCUAUGGGGAGUUUAUGUUGUGGACUGAUGCGCGCCGGAGGGCGAGGAAUGCGGCUGCGAUCGAUCCGGCGCAUAAGAGCAGUGCGUUGCGGAGUAUUCAGGAUAGUGUUACUGAGUAG
Penicillium cinerascens is the source of this 1401-nucleotide messenger RNA. Its product is annotated as putative acyl-CoA thioester hydrolase. Gene Ontology annotation, biological process: acyl-CoA metabolic process. Gene Ontology annotation, cellular component: mitochondrion. Bases 1 to 1401 code for a protein of 466 amino acids. The transcript has 4 exons. Gene Ontology annotation, molecular function: fatty acyl-CoA hydrolase activity. The record is from RefSeq and is a predicted model, not a curated record. NCBI's taxonomy places the organism in Eukaryota, Fungi, Ascomycota, Eurotiomycetes, Eurotiales, Aspergillaceae.